AGAUCUUUGUUAUCUGUCAGGCUGUAUGCUAUUGUAAAGUGUAUAUACAGUUCAUUUCUGAAACAAAGUUUUAAAACGGUUAAAAACAUCUUGAAUGCCCUUUUUUGUUUUAUUUCCUCUACAGUUCAGAUGAUGCUGAAAGAUGUUCUUUAAAUUCUGGGAGGACAAAGGUCUGAUAUCGUCAAUUCCACGGGAAUGAUGGCACAAAGUAUUAGAGCCUACAAAUGUUGGAUUUAGUGCUUCGUACUAUUUAUCUCAACAGAGUUUGAUCAGCAUAAUGUUCACUCAGUGUUUUGUGUUGCGUCUAAUAAAGUUAAGCCAAUAUUUUUGCUUACAGCUCAAAGGCUGCACUUAAGUCAAAAUCACACUUUUUUUUUUUUUAAAUCCAUCUUCAAAUUACCAAAACUUGCUUUUGAAUGGUACAAGGGUAUUUAUAACCUAAAGUUCAUUAACAUUUACAGCUCUGUGAAAAAUUAAUUGCUCCCUUCUGUACUUUCACAUUUGUCAUGUUUCAGAUCAUCAAUUGUUCUUUUAUAUUAGACAAAGAUGACCUGAGUUAAUAUAAAAUGUUUAAGGGAAAAAAAGCCAUCCAAAGCUACCUAGUCCUAUGUUUUUUAAAAAGUAAUUGAACGGCCUGUUUAAGGUCAUGCCAAAGCAUCUCAAUCAGAUUUAACUCUGUACUUGGACUAGGCCAAUCCAAGACCUUUUUGUUUUUCCAGAGCCAUUUUGGGGUUGACCUGGUCGUAUGUGUCAGAUCAUUAUCUUGCUGCACACUCCAAGAACGCUUGAACUGAAAAACUGACUCUCAUUCAAGGUUUUCUGGUAGAGAACAGAAUUCCUGAUUCCAUCAAGUCGUCCCCUUUCUGAAGCAGCCUAGACCAUCACACUCCCACCACUGUCUGACUGUUGGUAUAAUAUUUUUUAUGAAAUGCUGUUUUGAUCCAGAUAUAAAAGGACUCAAACCUUCCAAAAAAAAGUUAAACUUUUGUCAGUUAACAGAAUAUUUUGCUCCUUCCUUAAAGUCUUGUGGAUAAUCAUCUCGUCUCCUGGUAAGUGUGAGACGAGCCUUUGCGUUCUUUUUGAUCAGCAGUGGUUUUAUCCUUGGAAUUCUCCUAUACAUAUUUCUUAUUGUUGAAUUAUGAAUUUAGAUUUUAACUUAGGCAAGUGAGGCCUGCAGUUCUUUAGAAGUUGUUCUGGUUCUUUUGUGACCUCCUGGAUGAGCCUCUUGGAUCAAUUUUGGUCGCCUGGCCCAUCCUGGGAAAGUUCACCGCUGUUGAAGUUUUCCUUAUUUGUGGAUAACGGCACUCACUGUAUUUGCUGGAGUCCCAAAGCCUUAGAAAUGGCUUUCCAGACUGAUGGAUGUCAGUCUUCUCAGCAGCUUCUUUAGAUCAUGGUGUGAUGCGUUCCUUUUUGAGAUCAUUUAGCCUUUUUCAGUUUGACAGACAUCUUCUAGUCAGCAAAUGUUUCUGAUCAAACAGGUGGUCUGGUAAAAUUGAAACCGCCCCAAGAAAACCUGUGGUUAAUGCAGGCGGAUUCAUAAUUCAACAAAGGGGGACAACAACUUUUUAGGUAGGUUUGGAUAACUUUUUCCCUUUAAUAAAUUACAUCAUUAUUUAAAAAGUUCAUUAUCUUUGUUUUAUGGUCUGAAACACUGAAGUAUGACAAGUAUGCUAAGAAAUUAGGACGGGGGUAAACACUUGCUUUUAUUAUAAUCACCUGUACAAACAAGAUGAACAAGUCAUUUCUAAGAAGUGAAAGAUGUUGGGAGAAUAUUUAAUUCCUAUUAUUUGCUGUAUUUGCACUGGUUUGAUUUCAUUUUUUUUGUGUGAGAACCUCUCACUUGCCUAGGAUCUAUGUAGGUUUCUCUCCUCUGCUCUCUGUUUGACCAUGCGUGUUUUUGUAAGCACUUUCUCCUCAACAUACAAAUGGAGCUGCAGUCAAACAAGAGGUGAAACAAGGAACAAAAGAUCAAUUUUAGCAAGUGAGACAUACUCAUCUAAGUCAUACGCAUCAUUUUUCUUGCAUAUAUUUGGGGAAAUAGUAUGUUGAUAAGAAUUGUUAUCAUUUUAUGGUAUCCUAGAUUCAAAGAUGUUCUAAUUUUACUCUUUUUAGAGGAUGGAUCAGGUCGGGUAUGGGAGUUGUAGGUAGCAGAUGUCAUAUAAAUCUUCCAGCAGUCAGUCUGGUGUCUUCUGUCUCUUCCUGACAGGAGUCCAGUUUCAAAUGGAGGACUUAAUCAACACACUCGAUUAAUAAUGCAACAUUUUGGCUGUGCCCAUUGCUUAAAUCCCUUCUGCGUUUCACAGCCCUCAUUUCACACCUCCUUUUUCCCCUUUACCAGUGUCCUUAAUUACGGUGCUUUCAGACCAGGUGUAGAGUUGCAGGCUGACACUGAAGUGAAGAGUCGGCAGCUUGUUUGAGCACAGCGGCACCGAAGAAGGAUCGAAGAUAAAAUCCUAAGGAGGUUUAAUACUUCUUCAGCAGAGACAGGCAUUAUAGUGUUAACAGUUAUGAAGAUUGUUCUCUGGCCUGUUCUCUCAGCAAAGCUAAAAACUUUCUCUACAUCAACAAAAAGGAUUUAACAAAAACUUUUCUGAGGGGGUUUCCUGCUUACAUUUCAGAACAUUUACAAUGUGGUCAGCACCAGCUAUUUGCAUUGUGUGCAUCUUAUUUGCAUCAACAGGAAUCAUAUGUGAUGUCGAGCAAACGAGUUUGCAACCCAAAUUAAUGCAAAGAACCACAAACCAGACUCCUGGUGAGGGCACCAAGUUAGAAGAAGAUAUCCAAAAAGUUAUUGAUCAAAUCCACUCUCUAUCUAAUGGAGAUACACGCAGCUUCAGCUCCUCUACCACCAGAGCCGGUUUUGACUUAAACACAUAUUAUGGUGCCCUGAUGAACUUGUACAAUAUUUUUCAGCCACUGCUGAGAGAAAACUUCUUAGAUGAUCUUCCCAAAAUAACAAUUUGCAUUCUGUCCGGGAGACAGGACUGUGGACUGGAGGCAGAGCUGACAAAGACGGUGUCUCUGGAGUUAGCGAAACCACUGCUGACUUUUUUGACAACUCUGAGGUCGCAGACAUGCUCUUCACUGACCACUGAUGAAGAGUCAGGCAGCUUCUUCAGGACCUACCUCAGGAUGGGGGAUUCAGCAGCGUUAAGUGGUUUCCAAGAAACAUUUAUAAAUAUACUGUCGAGUCUCUCUCUCUCUAAAAACUUAAUAAAUGUGUUAGGUGGACUCAUAGAUGCAACAGUAACAUACGCCUUAAGGUUUGCGGCAUUAUUUAUCCAAGUACCAAUGGACUACACCAGAAUAGCUUUACAGUUUGGAAUAAAAGUCCCAGUUUUAGAUGAAAAGGAGACCUGUCAACAAGGAGACCUCCAGCAGCUCAUUAUGUGGGGAAUUAAGAACAAUGUGAGCUGGUCUUUGAGUACAUCACUGAUCGAUAUCCUCCUGGACAUCUUCCUCCCUCAAGAUCAGUCAGCAUUUAUGCAUCCAGGACCUGAAUGCCAGACUCCUCCCAGUGCUCCCUCCCAACGCAGCAUUUCAUAUGCUGAAAACAGCACUAUGAAUUAUUACGACACCCUGUGUGAUAGCUACAAUCUGGCCACCAUCAACGACACAAUGUGUGCUGAGAUCCUCUCAAAUUCAGGAGUAGAGUCUUCCACGCAUGUGGUCACGUUUUGCGAGGCUCUAAGCUCCCUCAGCUCCAACCAAAUGAAGAAUGUGUGGAGCAACAUGUGUUAUGUUAUUCAAACACUGGCUUCUCCACUUGUUAGCAGGUCAUCUGACUGCAGUUUUGACAACGCAAGGCCGGCCCCUGCCACUACCCCUCUCACUAAACCUCGUCGAGUUGCCAGGGAAGCCUCCAACCUCAGACAACUUGCGUGCAACUAUAACGACUGGUUGCAAAAUAAUGUGGACCCUGUCCUUGUGUCACUGUGCAGUGACAAUGAACGUGUGGAGUUUGUGAAGCAGGUCUGUAGCGAUGCUGUAUUGAUGCGGAAGCUGCUAUCUGAAAAGAUGAACAGCUGGUUGUACGGAUACUGCGCUAACUCCUCUGCAGACUACAUGGUCAGUGAGUUCUGCCAGUAUGACCAGUGGCUUGACAAGUUCACAAACAUGGUGGAUACCUCCCUGCUGGCGUUCUGCAUGAGCCUCGACAGUGUCAGACUGACCAACCUCAUCUGUGAGAACACUGGCUUCUUUAUGUUUGUAAUGUCUAACCCUGAACAUUUUCAGUUCAUGCCUAACUGCACAAACGUACCUCCUCCACUGCCAAUCCCUGGCUUGGAUACGCAGUUAGAUUUUUGUCACUACUCUGAAUGGCAUGAGGUGGAAAUUACCAAUGAGCUUUUGACAAUGUGCAUCCUUUUCGACCAGAGCGGUUUCACUAAAAAGGUUUGCUCUAAUGCAACAUUUUUGGAUAACCUUCUUCUUAGCGCACAAAAUACCUGGCUUGAGGAACACUGCCGCACCUCUCUUAGCUUUCCACACCCCGAGCCUACAGAGGCCUUCAACAUUGGAAUGUGGUGUGACUACAAUACGUGGGGAGAACGACAGGUGGACGAUUCUGUGAUCGGACUUUGUUGGCAGAAUGAUCAGAGUGCUUUUCAGAAGAGUGUCUGCUGCAAGCAGUCUGUGUUGGAAAAGCUGCUGCAAAAUCCUCUGAACAAAUGGCUUAUAUCAGUCUGCACAGACAUGGAGGAAAUAACCGUACCACCUCAGGUGUGCAAGUACUCUGACUGGACGCGUCCCAUCAUUGUGGACAUGACUGAGGUGGCUCUCUGUGCUGAGAUGGACCAACUUAACUUUACCUCCAGAGUCUGUGCCAAUAAUACAGUCCUACAAAACCUGUUGGCCAAUCAGGACAACACCUGGCUAAUACAGCACUGUGCCAACUACUCAAAAGACCCAGGGACAUCUUCUAAUAAAAGUGUGGAAGGCGUAACUAAACAGUGUCAAUACUCCAGCUGGAUCACAUCUCCACCAGAUGCUGCACUCCUGGCUCUAUGCUGGGAGAAUGAUCAGACCAAUUUUUUCUUAUCCAUUUGCCCUAAUGACGGUCUUCUCCUGUUUCUGUCCCGUGAGCCGUGGAGCCAGUGGGUGAACAGGAUGUGUACCACCUACACCACCUAUACCAAUGCCACCACCACCAACAACAAUAGCAACAACAACACUAGCACCACUACGGACCCUAAUUUUUGCCUAGCAAGAAAUCUGGUGAAGGAGUUCAACUGGAGCUGCCCUACCAUCUUCGCUUCAGCCUGUCAGCCGUGUGCCACUCAGAAUAUGGUCCUGCAGACAGUAGUGCGCUGUUGGGUGGACAGUGUGCGGUCCAAGAUGGUGGAUCUGCUGACUCCACCUGUGGCUAGAGCAUUGGAGCAAGCAGUCAGCACCACUGUGGUUGUCCUGUUAUCCCUGGAGGAGGUUCAGAUCACCCAGUGGCAUGUCACUGAGACAAUACGACCAAGUGUGCUAAAAUCUGUGAUCAACUAUUUCAAGUUGGAGGGCAACUCUGACAACAAGAGAGUCUUGCUACAGUGUUUUGGGACGGUGCUAAGCAGACUGCUGCAGACGGGAAGAAACCUGCAGAACACUGACGAAAUGCUUCUCAUUAAGGCGUACUUCAAUUUAUCGCCGAGCAGCCUGAGGCCAGUGCUCAAAGAAGCUCACAAUCAUACCAUCAGACUCAUCCUUCAGUACUACGCCAGUGUCAAAGACACACUGCAGUUGCCCAAUGAGUACCUGUCCACCAUGGUGUCAGAGAUACUGCAGACUCACCUGGUAAAAGAUGUUACUCUUUUCCCUGAGCUCGCUCCAAUGCUGACUAAAGCCAGCCCAGCUGACAUCCAAGCUUUGCCUCCCUGGCAGAACAACAUCAAUGUUCGGGACAAAAUUAAUGAAAUCUUAAAGAGCAUGACCCCGGACCAGCAGCAGGCCUUUGGAUUGUGGUACAGCAAAGCAUUGUCCCCUUCCAGCAUCACCAGAGGUCAACAGUCGCUCAUCAAGGACACAGGAAACCUGAUCGCCUACCUGCCCUUCCAGAACUUCCAACACCUCUCAGCUGCUCAGCUGCUUGAUGGGCUGGAUGUGUUGCAGAGAAACACCCUCACUCCACUAAAGCAGGAAUUUGUAGCACGCAACCUCAUCAGCACCUACAGGAACCUAACAGCUCAGGACUUUUCCAGGCUGGGUAGUAUCGCAUGCCUGGCAGACCCAGAUGAUCUCUAUGUUUAUAAAGGCACCGAGGCUUUCAGUGUGAUCCGGGAGAGUAUUAUGAGCUGCACACGUAAAGGACUCCGUUUGCCAAGUGACCUGGUUUUCAAUAUUUUACUGAACACCACCGAGCUGCAGGUCCCGUCUGCAGUCCCUGCUGAGCGCCUGGCAGAGAUCGCGCUCCUCCUGCCCUCGCUGGGCGUGACUUUCCUGCAGGGUCUCUCCACGUCUCAGCUGCUUUCUGUCCUCCCCACCCUGAACUCUAUUCCAUUCAGUCCUGCACAGGCAGCUGUAAUAGUAGACAAGCUGUCUUCAGUCAAUGGAUUUAUCCCAGACCGGCUGGGGGAGCUCGGCUCUCUCAUUGUAGGAGUGAAGACAGAGACCUUGCUGAUGCUUACAUCCGAUAAACUGCUCUCAACCCUUGUUGCUAUAUCGCAACACACACAAGGUCUCUGUCUGCUUGACAGAAAAGGCCUCCUCCUCCCUCCACAAGCCAAUGCUAUAGCCACCAAACUAUGGGGCUUCCCAGAGGUGGUCACCUGGUUGAACGAUGUAGCUCCUUUGCUCGGCUGCACACCACUAAUCAGUGUUCUUCCAAGGAAACGUCUACUUGUGAACAGCCUCUCCAAUACAUCUACAAAACCCUGGAACACGCAGCAGGCUAGAGGAAUUUUCAGAGAGGUUCUUGAUACUAAUCCAAAUCUGAUCAAACAACAUUUCUUGAGUCUGGGAACGCUGGGGCAGGGUGUGAGCUGUGCUGUCUUAAGAGAUCGUUUUCAGGCAAAUCGGUCACCUUCUUCAGCGAGAAGCAUCCUGGCCUUGCUCAGGCAGCAGCCUGGUCUUCUUCACACCUCACUGAAAAACUGUAUAAUCGAGGUGCUCUAUCAGUUUGAGUUCUUCUUUGAACUGCUUGAAGAUCUUGGAGUUGAAAUUGCACUUUCAAUGCCGGUGAGUGCCAUAAAAAGGUUUUCCACAGAUAUGAUGAACAGUCUCAGGAGGAUGAUUAUAGCAGGACCGCAUCACUUUCUCCUGCUGUCCCGAACAAAGCAGCUGCUGCUGGUUGAUAAAAUGGCGCAGAGGUUGGACAUGUAUACAGGCGUGUUCACGGAGGAGGAGUUCCGUUUGCUUGACAUCAUGGCACCAUUUGUGGUAGAUGAGGUUUUUAUUCAGGUGGACCGCAGGUUCUUCAUUCAAAAUCUGGAUUUCCUCCAUGGGCUCUGCUACAGCAGCACCAAGAUGGAAAUCGUGGCUCGUAUUCUCCAAGAGCCUGCUGCCUUUGGCCCAGUGGAGAACUGGGACCAGACAACACUCAGUCAGGUGGACCGCUUUCUCUUCUUCCUGCCUCAAGACAAACUGCAGCAGAUUUCCCUGGCAUUGAUGACUGUGGAGCAAAUAGAGAAGCUGUUCAUGAGCCACCAUCUGUGGGAACGUGGGGACAUCGGGAUGCUGUGUUCAGAUGAGACUGAGAGGAAGACCAUUUUUGAAAGGCAGCAGUUUGUUCUGCAGUUUUUCCUGGGCUUCCUUAAACUAAAUUCUCAGUCAUUGACUCCAGUGGUUCCUACUUGUGAGAUUCUGCAUACAACAGCCCCCUCCGUUUGGCUCUCCAGCAGUUUGACUAGCAUGCCUUCAUCUGCCUUCUCCAACUGUCUGGAGCUGAUGGGUCACGACCCGUUUCUUGCAUCCUACCAACGCACUGAAGUGCUCAGGAAAGUCAAGCAGAUAUAUGGCCCAGUCUCAUCCUUCUCCCAGGCUGUGAUCUCUCAGCUCGGUGUAAUAGCGACACAGCUAUCAUUAGACGAGCUGAAUGCCAUUCGACUGACUGAGCGGAGAAGCAUUGCCGCUCUGGGCACAGUCAGUGACUGGAAUAGCAGACAGCUGGCCACACUGUUUUCCACCGUGUUAAACUCCACCAAGCAGAAUCCGAGCCAGCUUGACUCCAGCACUCUGGUGGCAAUGGGAUACAUUGUGUGUGGCGCUAAAACCACAGAGCUGAGGUCUUUCAAUCCUAUAGAGCUCAGUAAGGCGGUUCUCAGGCUGGGUCGGCUGAGGCUGUCUUGCUCAGAGGAGCAGCUGCAAGCUCUUGUUGAACUGCUAACCCACAGCCUCGUUUUUGGACUCAUGAGUUCCUGGGGCACCGAUGUGUUCAUUGAGAUCGGAGUCCUGGCAGUGGGUAUCCCAGACAUGGCCAUGUCAGCGCUGGUAAAAGAGCAAAUUGAGGGAAUCGCACCUUUGGCUAUCUCAAUGAUGGCACCAAAAAAGUUUGCUGUGGUAUUCUCCCAGGAAAAGAUCGCCAUGUUCUCCUACGAGCAGGCUGUUGCAGUAACUGAUAACCAGCGCUCUGUUCUGUCAGACCUCCAGAAAACAGCUCUAGCUAUGGUGCUGACACCCUGGGACGAUAAGCUUGUAGACUUCAGAGGGAGGUCACUGGGGUUGGCGUUGAGCCACAGCCCCCUGUGUCUCUUAUUGGGACUGCUGAUGCUGCUGACCGUCCUGCUCUGCCCUGACACAUGACCUCGUUCACCCCAGCCGAAUCAGGAGACCCCCUCAUCCACAUGAUGAUUGUCUUUCUGCGCAAUGCUGUAUUUCUUUGAAAUAAACAGCAUUUAAAGCUUUCC
Molecule: messenger RNA, 8828 nt
Organism: Haplochromis burtoni (Burton's mouthbrooder)
Lineage: Eukaryota; Metazoa; Chordata; Actinopteri; Cichliformes; Cichlidae
Gene: strc1
Product: stereocilin 1
Exons: 29
Coding region: 2629-8724 (2031 amino acids)
Biological process (GO): cell-matrix adhesion
Cellular component (GO): cell surface; stereocilium tip; kinocilium
Source: RefSeq, a predicted model, not a curated record